AUGGAAGAAGCAGAGGAAAAUAAGGAGGUCCUGACUGAGGAAGAAAACAGUUUGAAUUUGAAUGAUGGUAAUUCUGAUGGAAGGUUUACAGAAAACAAUCCACAAGAAAAAUGUGACUUGCUGGAAACGACAAGUGAGGCAAUGACUAAAGAUAAUGAAGAAAAAGUAGACCCUUGUCAAGCUAAUGAUGUUCCUGAAGCAGGCAUUGAGACAAAUAAAGCUUCACCAUCAGAAAAUGUGGACAUACCACUUACUGACAUAAAAACUGAUGAACUGCAACAGGUAGAUAAUCCUGAUUUUGUUGAAGAGUUGUCCUCAUCAUUAUCUAUACAGAAAGAUGCUUCUGAAUUACUUGCAUCAAUUCAAGAAGGUGCAGCUUCACUAACAUUACCUGACAUGUUACCAGCAACAGAAUCUUUAGAUGAUGGAGCAUCAGUAUCUCCUGAAACCUGUGGUGCUGACAAAGCAAGAGAGUGUGACAGUGCUGACAAACCCCCUGACAGUGCAGAUGACACAAGAAAAACUGAAGCAACAAUAGAAACAGAUGAAAUUACAAAAGAUGAAGAUGUUGAUGUAGAUAAGCCAACCGAAGACAAGACAUGUGAUCCAGAAGAUGGUGAAAGUGUUAAAAAAUCUGACUCUGUGACUAGGGUGGAAAUGGAAACAGAAGAGAAAAAAGACGAAUCUGAAGAAAAAGAGAAACCUAAAGAAAUUAAAGGCCAUGCUAAAGAUGAAGAUUCAGAUCCCGAUGUAUCCAUAAUUGAAAAGGAAGAAGUAAAAGAAGUAGUUAAUUUGAUAGAUGAUGAUGAUGAUGAUGAUGAUGAAAUCAGUCUAAAGAAAGUUGUUAGUAAACCAGAGCCUAUAGUUAAACAAUCAUCUAAUGAUAUGGGUUUACAGAUAGCAUCUGUUACCAGUGGUGCUACAAUGCCUGUUGAUGAUAAACCUGCACCUCCUGCUCCUGCACCAGCAAAACCAAAAUCAAAACUUAAACAACCACAGACUUGUAUUGUUUGUGGCAAGGUUGGAAGAUGUAAAUACAACAUCAAGAGAAAUGAAGAAAUCAAACAUCUUUGUGAUGAACCCUGUUUUGUUAAGUUUAAAGCAAAUCCUACCAUGUAUCUCAAAUCAUCUAAACAACAACAAGCAGAAGCUAACCAGACUGCAGCUAAAGCGCCCCCAGCCAAAUCAGCAGAGAAAUUAGCUACAAAUGGUCAACAGAAAUCAAAACAAUCUGUCAAAACAUGUCAUGUCUGCCAACUGAUGAACAUCAGUAAAAAUAAGCCAUUUUGUUGUUGGCAUGGUUUAGAUUUCUGCGAUGAAGGAUGUCUACAGAAAUUUCAAAACAGUCUCAAUACAUCAUGUAGUCUAUGUACUGAAGUUAUUCCUAUUCAGAACAGAGGGUUAUAUGUCUUUAAGAUUUCUAAUACAGAUAUCCGCACUCUCUGUACACAAAAAUGUCUGACAGAAUUUAGAAAUAUGAUUCGACUGUGUACUUAUUGUAACAAAGAUCUGUCUAAUUGUCCUGAUUCUUUCUCAGCUCCUGUUGGAACCCAAAAAACAUUUCAGGAGUUCUGUUCUCAAGGUUGUAUGACAAAAUAUGAGAAAGAUAUGACUGCACCUGAUGUGGAGAUAACAACUAUUACGCCUGGUACACAAAGUAAACUAUCACCAUGUGCAGUCUGUAGUAAAAAUGCUGUUCCACUUCAUACAGUUAAGCUGAACAAUGUAGUCAACAAAUUAUGUAGUGCACCGUGUCUCCAAGCUUUUCAGUAUGCUAAUAAACUGACAUUGAACAAAUGUGAAAAUUGUGGAAAAGUUUGUGCCAGUGAACAAACCAAAUCAUUUUUCAUCCAAUAUGAAGGUAAUCAAAAGAAGUUCUGUAGUGAUAGAUGUGUAGAAAUAUUUCGUAACGCCAACCAGAAAGUGGUACCAUGUGGUUGGUGUGGAUCGAAGAAGAGAAAUUUUGACAUGAUUGAAAGAGUUGAUUCAAACAACAAAUAUCAACUAUUUUGUACCCUCAACUGUUUAUCUUUAUAUAGGGUCAAUCUUCAAGCCAAGUCAAAUCUGUGCGUCUGCUGUGACCAUUGUAGAAAAUACACACCUGCUCAGUAUCAUUUAACUAUGAGUGAUGCAUCAGUGCGAAACUUCUGUUCCUACAAUUGUGUUAUGGCAUUCCAAAAACAGUUCACUUCUGGUUCAACUUCAGCUAUUACACCAAAUACAUCAGUUAAAAAUAAAUCAAAUAAUAGAGCAACUGGAACCAGUGGUAAACAAACAACAACAGCAGCAUCUUCAACAAAUGUUCCAAUAAUAUCUAAUGUAGUGUCACUAGCUCCGGCUGCUGGUCAAAAACAACAAGUUAAUAUCAGAAAUACCAGUCAAGUUCCUGUUGUCAUUGGUGGACAGAAGGGUACAACUAUACAGACAACCACUACUGGUACUCAACCAAUUCAGCAACAAAUCAUUGUUCAACCACCAGCACCUAAAGUCAUGAAAAAUAAAUCAUUAUUAUGUAAACCAUUUGUUCAAACUAAAGCUACAUCAUGUCGACCUAGUACACAAAAUAAAAAGAUCGGAACUGAUGAAGAGCCCCCACCUAAACCAGUUAUAAUACCAGUUCCAGUACCAAUAUAUGUACCUACUCCUUUGGCCAUGUAUUCUACAACUACACCUCAAUUCUACCCAGUACCAAUACCCAUUCCAGUACCUAUCUUUAUACCAACUACUAAAAAAUCGGCCAGCAAAAUACUUAAACAGAUAAAGGAAAUUCAGAAUAGAAUACCGGCUGAUCCUCUAGAAGCUGAGCUAUUAAUGAUGGCAGAGGCUGUAGCUGGUGAUAAAGGUAGUAGUGAUAGUGAUAGUGACAGUGAUAAAGGGGCUGAUGAUUUACCUGCUUUUGAUGAAAUAGAAACUGCCAGUCCUAUAGUGAAUAAAGGUAAAGAAGGUGAAGAAGAUAUGUUACAGAUGGCAUUACGUGUUGCUGAUGAAAUAACUGAGCCUAUUAUGGAUCUAGAAGAUAAUGUACAACCAGUAGCAGUUAAAACAGAACCACCACCAAAACCAACUCGUCAGUAUAUACCAGAUGAUGAUGAUCCUAUAUACAGCCCACCAGCUAAUACCAGACAAAAACGUG
Molecule: messenger RNA, 3133 nt
Organism: Lottia gigantea (owl limpet)
Lineage: Eukaryota; Metazoa; Mollusca; Gastropoda; Lottiidae
Exons: 12
Molecular function (GO): zinc ion binding
Source: RefSeq, a predicted model, not a curated record